Molecule: messenger RNA, 1407 nt
Organism: Aspergillus nomiae NRRL 13137
Lineage: Eukaryota; Fungi; Ascomycota; Eurotiomycetes; Eurotiales; Aspergillaceae
Product: flavin monoamine oxidase family protein
Exons: 3
Coding region: 1-1407 (468 amino acids)
Molecular function (GO): oxidoreductase activity
Source: RefSeq, a predicted model, not a curated record
AUGGCCUCUUUACCGGAACAGAACUUCCAGGUUGUUAUUGUUGGGGCAGGGCUGAGUGGCCUGCGCGCAGCAAUGGAGCUCGACAAGGCUGGCAUAAGCUAUAUUGUGCUUGAGGCCAUGGAUCGUGUCGGUGGAAGGACUCUUUCUGUUCCAGCAUCAUCAUUGAACGACCCUGGGCUAGUCGAAAUGGGUGCUGCAUGGCUGAAUGACAGUAACCAGUCGGACAUGUACACCUUGUCAAAGGAGUUUGGUUUCAAACUUAUCCCACAGGUAUCAGAUGGUCUUUCUCUCUACCAAGACCGGGAUGGCAGGAUCAGCCCAAUGGAGUAUGGGCUCCCCAUUCCUUUCUCUGAUAAUCAAAAGGUUGAGUUCAAAGACUUUAUGGCUCAAGUGAGCAGUUACGUGGAACGCUCCGACCUUCAGCGACCUCAUCUUGGCCCUGAUGCAAAAGAACUAGAUUCCAUGACCGCCCGCGACUUUAUCACCACGAAAUUUGGAACUGCACUUGCUGAUAAGCUGCUCACUUUGGCUACUCGUUCUUUGCUUGGCGUUGAAAGUGAUGAACUCAGUGCCCUCUGCUUCAUAGAUUAUGUCAAGAGCGGCAUGGGAUUCGAUAACAUCAUUUCGGAUCACGAGCAUGGGGCACAAUAUCUGCGCAACGCGAAUGGGAAUCAAAAUUUUGCUACCAAUCUCGCCGCGAGACUGAAAAACGGCAGGGUGAAGUUAUCGGCCGCUGUGAAGAAGAUUUAUCAGUCUGACAAUCACUGCGUGACUGAAACUGAUCAGGGGUGCUAUCGAUCUGAGAAAGUGAUUGUUUCAGUGCCGAGCAACCUUUACUCUCAGAUAAAAUUCGAGCCGGAUCUCCCGUCAUCGAAGCAGAUUCUGAGAAAUUCAAAAAUGGGCUAUUACUCUAAGACGGUUCUGAUCUUCUCUGAGCCGUGGUGGCGCAAUGCAGGCUUAUCAGGAGAGUUCAGUUCAGAGGAAGGCACUAUUUCAUUUUCCCGGGAUACAAGUGUGCCGGAGCUUGGAAAAUUCUGCAUUACCUGCUUUCAUGUCGGAAAUCCUGGUCGAUAUUGGUCGCUGCUGCCCGACAAGGAGCGGCAGGCCCGGGUAUGGCAUCAGUUCCAUGCGGCAUUUCAAACCAUCGUGGAUUGUGUUCCGGAACCCAUUAAGAUUGUCGAGAAGGAAUGGGCCAAGGAUCCCUGGGUCCGUGGGAAUCCAAUGCCGGUGAUGAUGCCCGGAGUCAUGUCAAGCUCUGCCGGUCAGUCAAUCCGAGAUCCGUUUGUUAACAUCCAUUUUGUGGGAACCGAGACGUCAUUCGUGUGGAAAGGGUACAUGGAAGGUGCGGUUCGAUCGGGGGUUCGCGGUGCUGCGGAGGUAAUUGAGGCACUCGCUAUCGCCCCUUAG